Messenger RNA from Trichobilharzia szidati, 315 nucleotides. Lineage: Eukaryota; Metazoa; Platyhelminthes; Trematoda; Strigeidida; Schistosomatidae. The record is from the annotation of a GenBank genome assembly.
AUGAAGCCAAAAAUAUGUAAUGCGAUUGAUCAACGUUUUGACGGCAUUCUAUCCAGACUUUCAGUCGGCUCUGAAUACUGUGGGAUAGACAUAUCUGAUUAUCCUAAUCCAGAUGGAGCUAUUCGUGUUUCUGUUCACUACCAUAUACCCGUUGAUAAGCUGCGACGACUCAAUAAAAAGUUGUCAGAAGUUGAUAUUCUGGGAAUGUUCACCAAGCAUCUAGUGGAGAGUCAAAUAUCCGAUGAGUUUUCACGGAAGAUAGAAGUUUCGGAUAUACUGAUAGAUUCAGAAUUACCGAUGCAGGAUAAGCAUUGA